Trichosporon asahii var. asahii CBS 2479 is the source of this 999-nucleotide messenger RNA. RefSeq lists its product as uncharacterized. NCBI's taxonomy places the organism in Eukaryota, Fungi, Basidiomycota, Tremellomycetes, Trichosporonales, Trichosporonaceae. Bases 1 to 999 code for a protein of 332 amino acids. The record is from RefSeq and is a predicted model, not a curated record. The transcript has a single exon.
AUGUCCACCCAUAUGUCUGGUUUCAGCACUCAGCUACCACCCCAGACACCAGCACCACAAGUAUGCAAGAUACCCCACGACUCCUACCCACACAUUGUUGAAGCCGUCCUCGCGCACUCGGACUACAAGACCCUGCUCACUUUCCGCUCGACCUCCACCUCCCUCAACACUGCUGUCAAGCGCACAAUGAGUAAAGCAGGCCUCAAGAUUCUGCUGGAACAAGACUCAGGCGACAGCACAAUUGUACUCCGCAGUGGCGUCGGCACACUUCCCUUCGGCCGCCAGGACUGGGCGUCCGUGCUGGAACACUCUAAAGAUGUGCAGGUAGACGGGCGCUGCCUCUCCAGCCUGGCUUUCACCUCAGAUGCAGGGCUUCCCGGUACCCCGCUAGAUCAGCUCGCCGUGCCACCAAGGGAGAUGGAGCAACCAGUGCCUGGGGGGCUGAAGCUGCGCGAUGAUAAGGUGGCGUUGUGGUUGGCGCUCGACCACAUCCCUCGUUCCGCCAACGUUAAGAUCAUGCACACCGACGGGCACUCUCCACUCGAAUUCAUCCCUCCCGUGGCGCACUUGACGAUAGUGGUCAACCCAUCAUGCGCCUGCAUGUGCUUCAUCAAAUCCCGCAAUACGUUGACCCUGUCCCACACUGCCUCUCACCUGACCAUCGUCUUUCAUCCUAGCUGGGAUGUCGAAGUCGAAGACUCUGGGGGACUCGAGUCUUUCGCACUGGUGCGCUGCAACGUUUCCACAGUGCUUUUUCAGCCUACUGUCGAGCACCUGAUUCUCUCGGUCUCCUCGAUUUGGCAGGCUUCUUUUGCGCUGAGUAUGAUGGGGCGUAAGCAGUCACCGGAGAAUAAGCAUGUCACUGCCGAAAUUCGUAUCCGUAAAGAUCUCACAAAUAUUCAAGCGCAUCCUUGCCGCCAUCGUGAGGCAUUUGCCCGCUUUCUUGGUCUGCCUGUCGAACAGGUGCAAGUUGCGCUUGAUGAGACCGGAGAAGUGUAG